UGCUCUGCCUUUUCUUUUAAACUUAGAAGCAUUUUCAAAUUGCCUCCGAAGCUUAUAUUUUGUAGUAGAAAGCGGAAAGCAGAAGGCACUGGAGUUGAAAAUAUCCUAAAACUUUACUACGAAAUUAUGGUUUGAAGAUGGACUUAAAAAGUAACCCAGUAAUCCUGACCUGUGUAUCCUCGCAUGACAACCGGUUUGCCCACUUGGACCUGGAAGCUCUCUACGGCAUCCCCCUGACCUGUCCCGUGGAGAAGUGCCAGGCCCAGAUGUCGCCUCUCGAGAUGCUCACCCACCUGCUGAUGCGGCACCGUCCCCACGAGUCGAUGAUGGAGCUCAAGUCCAACUGGCCCACGCAUUACGAGGUGGACCUGGACAAGCUGACUCCGGGCCGGAACCAUGCCGUGGGCGUGAUCGCCUACGGUGGCACUCCGAAAAGUGGACGCAGUUGUGCGGUGACGCCAGAGCUGCAGAUCGUCCAUAACAUGCCCAUCAUCCUGAUGUUGUACGUCAGCCCGCCGGCGACGGAUAUGCAGGAGGCCUACAUCUUCUAUCUGGUCAGCACGGUGGCCUCCAAGCGGGUCAGAGCCCACGUGUCCCUGCUGGACACCGAACAUACCCAGGAGAAGAUCGGCGUGCGCUGCCUGCGAAACUUUUUGGAAAGUCCACUGCAGAACAGCGAGUCGCUUUUAUACUGCAACCUGGACUACCUCCUGUAUUCGGCCACCGAUAUAGGGGAGCUGUGCCACUGCGCCAAGGAUCGGCGCGUUUACGUAAAAAUCGUGAUUAAAGGCGAGCCCGACAUGUUCGAGGUGGGUUACCCAUUUGAGGAGGAUAAUAGACCCCCGGCAAACUCCCUGCCAAAGGUGACUCACUCGGAUUGACAGACACAUUAGAGCCAACUGCCGGUAAUUGACGCACACACUUGAAACUCGAGUGGCUGUCAAUAAUAUUCGAUUUUUCAUCUGUGUACUGUAUACGAGUAUAUUGUACUGUCAGAAAAUCAGUCCCCACUUUUCAUUCAAUAAUUUUUUGUUUUGG
This is a messenger RNA of Drosophila bipectinata, 1038 nucleotides long. RefSeq lists its product as uncharacterized. The record is from RefSeq and is a predicted model, not a curated record. Lineage: Eukaryota; Metazoa; Arthropoda; Insecta; Diptera; Drosophilidae.